Molecule: messenger RNA, 1036 nt
Organism: Lepisosteus oculatus (spotted gar)
Lineage: Eukaryota; Metazoa; Chordata; Actinopteri; Semionotiformes; Lepisosteidae
Gene: gng8
Product: guanine nucleotide binding protein (G protein), gamma 8
Biological process (GO): G protein-coupled receptor signaling pathway
Cellular component (GO): heterotrimeric G-protein complex
Molecular function (GO): G-protein beta-subunit binding
Source: RefSeq, a predicted model, not a curated record
GGCCUGCUCCCUUUCCUCUGAGGACUGCUGAGACUUGGCUAAACCAGUUCUCGGCUGGACCCGAGUCCAGUGGUGGUACCUUAACCUGCAGGACUGUGGCUGUCCAGGACCAGGGCUGUAAACGCCUGUCUACAGAUGACACCUGCGCUCUGCUCUGCACUGCUGUGACAGUGGCAGCCAGGAUGUCGAAUAACAUGGCCAAGAUUGCAGAUGCCCGCAAGACAGUGGAGCAGCUCAAACUGGAGGUCAACAUCGAUAGAAUGAAGGUCUCCAAGGCAGCAGCAGACCUGUUGGCGUUCUGUGAGGCUCACGCCAAGGAGGACCCCCUGGUGACACCUGUGCCCUCCUCUGAAAACCCCUUCCGUGAGAAGAAGCUCUUCUGCUCCAUCCUCUAACCCUGUAAUCCUGCCCUCUCUCUGCUCGGCACUGCCAGGUGACACAGACUAGCCCCCAUCAAUAUCCAUGAUCAAUACUGUAAAGUAGCAUAUUGACCAGAGCCCUUCUCAGGCAGUAAUUUACGGUGAUUGUCCCCUUGCCAUCCUAGUCUUUCUGUAGGCUUUGUCUGUGUUUUAUCAAACCACAGCACAUUGUACCACAGGCCUAUCAGUUAAUACCAAAGUUUUAACAUUACAUCAACAUCAACCCUAGUAAACUGUAGUGUAAACUAGUGGCACAGUAAAGCUCAUGGGUAAAAGCACAGGAAACUGUGCAGGUGCCCAGAGGUUUUGUUCUAGAGCACCUUGAGAAACAGAGAGUCUCACUACACCUCCCGUGCCUGUGGCUGCUGCUGUACAAGGUGUCAGAGAUCCUUCUGCCGGCAGAUUCACUUGUCUUUCAUUGAGUUACAACUCACUGCAGUGUGUAACUAAUUCCACAUGAAAAGGUCAGGAAACCAGUUUUAUUUCCUCAGAAGUGGAGUACUGUGCUCUUGUAUCGAGAGUCCUCUGUUCAGAUUUGUACCAUAUGUGUCUGCUUGCUGUAACUGGCCAAUGUGUACAUCCAUAGUAUUUACACUACAAGUAAAAAGGAAAUUUGU